UUCUCCCAGCCCGGCUACUCCUUCCCCCUCGGUCCCGUAGAGGGUCCCCAGGCGCGGGGCUCAGCCGACGGGCGGGCUAGGGGCGGCCGCUGUGACCUCAGGGCGUGUGCAAACACCGCCCUCCACGGUCACCGAUAGGUCCCACCCCACCUGGGCGACCUGCGGGCCCGGGGGCGGGGAGAGGCGGCGCAGGAGGCCGAGCUCACAGCAGGACGCCACUAGGGAGGCCGGGGAGGCUUGGGGAGGCCUGGCCGCGGGAUGUGGUCCCCGGGCGGCCGGCCGGGACCCGCAGGCUGGGAUCGCCGCAGGGUGGGCGCCCGGCUGCGCGCGGCGCUGGCGGGGCUGCAAGAGCUGCAGGGUCUGCGCGCCAGGCAACAGGCGCUCGUGCGGGGCGCCCUAGCCGAGCAACCCCCGCCCGCGCCCGCCGCCCGCCGCGCGCCCCGGGCUCAGGAGCUGAGGCUGGAGGCGGCGCUGGCGGCGCUGCAAGACCAGUUGAACCGGCUGCGGCGCCAGGACGUGGGCCUGAAGACCCAGCUGGACCGACUGGACCAGCAGAUCAGCGAGCUGCAGCUGGACGUGCGGAGGACAUCCGCCGAGGGGGACAGCGACAGCCGGCCCAGCUCAGGCUUCUACGAGCUGAGUGACGGCGGCUCCUGCUCCCUGUCCACCUCCUGCACGUCCGUGUGCAGCGACCGCCUGUCCUCCUCCCUGGGCACCCUGCUGCCUGCGGCCCCCACGGCCAGGACCAGCGCAGGGGCCUGCCGGCCCUGGUCUGCCGACGAGACCUCCGUGUGGGGGAGCCCCUUGACCGUGUGGGGCCGGCCGGGCCCCGAGGGGGGUGCAGGCCAGCCUCUGCAGGGCCCAGCCCGGCCCCGGCCGGUGUCCACAGGUGACCUGGACAGAGUCCUGCCGGCUACGGCGGGCUUCCCGGAGGCCAGCGCAGAUGCCAGGCCCCUGUCCCUUCUCUGCCACGGGCUGGGCCUCCCGCCCCACGCGCUGGACCCCAAGUACCAGCGAGACCUGGUGUCCAGGGGUGGUGGGGAGGUGUAUCCGUUCCCCAGCCCCCUGCACGCGGUGGCUCUGCAGAGCCCCCUCUUUGCUCUGACCAAGGAGACCCCACAGGGUGACAGCCACCUGCCGCCCCCCAGCGCAUCCCCUCCCGGCCCCUCAGGUCCAGGCUCGGUUCGGACUGGGCCAGUCCCGGCGGCUGGCUCAGCCCAAGCCUAUAUAGACAAGCUGCUGGGACUGCGGGGCCAGAGGGACCCCCUGAGAGGCGGCGUGGGUGAGCAGGGACCCCCAGGGCGCGAGGUGUCCCCGUCCCAGAGAGCAAAGAGUGGAGGGUGCCCUGAGAGGCCGGCCUGCUCCCCGAGAAGGGUGGACACCGGAGCAGGGGCUCAGAGGAGGGAAACGGGCAGGGGCAGCCUCGAGCAGCGGGGACCCGCACCCCACGUGGGCCCCCCGCACCCCGGCGGCCUUUCUGACAAUGGACACAAACCCUCUGGCAGCCGAGUCCGUGUGGGGGCCGCUCUGGGCCCCCCUCAGCUAGGAGGCGGGCCCCCCUCCAGCUGCUCCUGGGCACAGCAGGCCACCCCUGAGGACUGGAGGGGCAAGGCCAGGCCCCCCACCAAGGCCCCCAGGCCCUGCAUCCACCCCCCCCUCUGUCGCCAGCGGAGCCGUCCUGAUGGGGCUGAAAGUGGGCCCAGAGCGGGCCAGCCCGUGACAAAGGCCGUGAGGAUGGGCAGGGGGGCCUGCGAGAGGGCACCGGGGUCAGGCAGGCAGCCGCCGCCCUGGGGCGCCCUCCCGGCCCCCCAGCGCCCCCCCGCAUGGGGCGCGUGGCUCAGGGGGAGACCCACCCAGGCCAGGGAGGCCCCUGGCCGGUCCUGCUCCGAGUCCAGCCUCUACCCGGUGUCCUUCCUCGUCCCCCUGCUGGUGGCCAGCAGGGGGGGCCACGGGGCGUCGGCCAAGGCCUUGUUCAAACUGGAGGCGGGGCCCCCCGUGGCAGCCGGCGGCGAGGCCCGGAGGCGGCAGCGCAGGUGGCGGUCCUCCGUGGAGAUCGCGGCCGGGGCCCGCCUGGCCGGCGCCCAGGGCCCUGGUGCAGGGCCCCCGAGGUGGGCGCCAAGGAGAGGGGCGGGCCCCAGGCCCGGGUGCUCUCGGGCCAGGCCCCAGCCGCCGCGCCGGGAGGCCCGGGCAGGGAGCGUGUCCGGCGGCUCCGAGCACUCGGCCGAGUGCGCCUCCCUGUUCCACUCCACCGUCGCCGAGACCAGCGGGGACGAGGCCAGCGACCACACCGCCAGCUGCUUCGGGGACCAGGAGUCCGGGGGCAGCGACGCAGAGGACAGUGCGCAGGGCGCUGGGGGCCGCCCCCCGCAGCCCCCACGGGCGCCCGCCUGCCCCCGGCCGCCCCUGCCCCCCGCGCCCAGACUCCGCCGCAUCAAGGCCUCCAGGGCCCUGAAGAAGAGGAUCCGCAGGUUCCAGCCGGCCGCCCUGAAGGUCAUGACCCUGGUGUGAGCCGCGGGAGCCGGCCGGAGCCCCCCGGGCCAGGCCGAGUGACCGGUGCUCCAGGAGGUGCCGCCCUCCUGAGGAGCCGGGAGGAGGACCUGUGGCGGGCACAGAGGGGACCCCAGGGCUGAGGGUGACGUCCAGCUCAUUGGCCUGUUUAACACGCAGACACUCACGGCUUCUCCUGCGUGGUGGCCAGUCUGUUCUCCAAAGUCACGGUUGCGAACCUGCCGUGACCUCAGGAGAGGGGGCGAGGGAGUGGGUGCCCUGGGCCCGCAGUCCCCCCCCUCCGAGACUCGGGGCGCCGGUCCCCACCCCACACAGACGCCCACGGAGAACCCCACGAUGUGGGUCUCACCAGCCACCCCGCCUACCUUACAGGGACUCCUCACGGGCUCCCCAAGUCUGCGGUCCUCCAGGCCAGUCACCUCUGUCCGGCUCUGCCGCGAGCCCAGUCCCUCCGGGCGCGGCUGCCGG
Molecule: messenger RNA, 2976 nt
Organism: Phyllostomus discolor (pale spear-nosed bat)
Lineage: Eukaryota; Metazoa; Chordata; Mammalia; Chiroptera; Phyllostomidae
Gene: DACT2
Product: dishevelled binding antagonist of beta catenin 2
Biological process (GO): negative regulation of nodal signaling pathway
Cellular component (GO): cytoplasm
Source: RefSeq, a predicted model, not a curated record